AUGCAAGAAGAGAGCGCAAAUGAUAUGGAAUGUGUACAGCUGCCAGCAGAGACACUGCGACAAGUGACCAUUCACCGAGACCCUAUUUAUGGCUUUGGCUUCGUGGCCGGCAGUGAGAGGCCUGUGGUGGUUCGAUCUGUGAGGCCAGGAGGCCCCUCUGAGGACAAGCUCCUGGCUGGUGACCAGAUUGUGGCUAUUAAUGAGGAGGACGUGAGUGAAGCCCCCAGGGAGAGGUUCAUAGAACUCAUCAGGAGUGCUAAGGAAGCCAUCGUUCUUACAGUUCUGCACACUCAUCAGUCCCCCAAAUCUGCCUUCAUCAGUGCUGCAAAGAAGGCCAAGCUGAGGUCCAAUCCUGUGAAGGUCCGAUUUUCUGAGCAGGUGGCAGUUGGAGAAACAGAUGCAAAAAUGAUGAAGAAGGAAGCUCUCCUCCUCAUCCCCAAUGUCCUGAAGGUUUUCCUAGAAAAUGGGCAGAUCAAGUCAUUCACAUUUGAUGGCCGGACCACUGUUAAGGAUGUGAUGGUGACCUUACAGGACCGUCUCUCCCUGAGGUACAUUGAGCAUUUUGCUCUUGUCCUUGAGUAUAUUGGGCCAGAACAGAAUCACAAAUUCCUGAUUCUCCAAGACAAGCAGCCCCUGGCUUAUGUGGUACAGCGGACACACUAUCAUGGAAUGAAAUGCCUCUUCCGAAUCAGCUUCUUUCCCAAAGACCCCGUGGAGCUGCUGCGUCGAGAUCCUGCUGCUUUCGAGUACCUAUACAUCCAGAGUCGUAAUGAUGUUAUCCGAGAACGCUUUGGAAUGGACCCCAAGCCAGAGAUGCUUUUGGACCUUGCUGCCCUCCACAUCUAUAUCACUGUCUCAGCCACUCGGCCUAGUCAGAAGAUCACACUCAAGAAUGUGGAGAAGGAAUGGGGCCUGGAACCCUUUCUUCCCCCCUCCCUCCUGCAGGGGAUCAAAGAGAAGAACCUUCGGAAAUCUCUCUCUCAACAACUGAAGGCCCACCAAAUGCAUCCUUCUAGCAGCACCAAGGGCUCCGCAAUUCAAGCAAAGCUCCAGUACCUUCGAAUUCUGAAUGAACUUCCGACCUUCACUGGUGUUUUGUUCAACACUGUAGGCCUGGACGAGAAGCAGUCAGCCACCACUCUCCUGGUGGGACCCCGUCACGGCAUCAGCCAUGUUAUUGACCUCAAAACCAACCUCACCACUGUGCUGUCCGAGUUCAGCAAGAUCAGCAAGAUCCAGCUGUUCCGGGAGAACCAAGGCGUGGCCCGAGUGGAGACCAGCAUCAUGGAUGCCAAGCCUCUGGUGCUGUUGAUGGAGUGGCCUGAAGCCACCAACUUUGCCUGCCUGAUUGCGGGGUACUGCCGCCUUCUGCUGGACUCCAGGAAGAUGGUCUUCUCCAGGCCUGCCAGCCAGCCUCUUCCACCUCCUAUGAUAAAGGCAGAUCACAUGCACAGUACCCACCGCCCUGUCACUGGAAGCCACCUGGGGAAAAAGGAGAGUAGUUAUGUGGGCAGCGUGGGCACCAGCCCUAGGAAGUCGAGCCGAUGCACGACCCCGCCUGCCGACUCUGAGCUUGUCAGCUUCUGCUACCUCCACAUGCGGGAACAAAGGAAGGAGCAAGAAAGCAGGACGGAUGUCAACGAGAACCUAAUCUUCUUCGAAGAAACCAGACCCCGGACCAAAUCGGACCCCACAUCCAAAAGCUCUGGCCAAGGUUAUGAGGUGAUUCCCGAUGACUUUGAUGCAGCCAGCCUAGACCAUGAGCCUUGUGCCAGCAGGGCCCGGUCCUACACUUUGGACAAUUCCCUUGGGGCCGAAGCCCUGAAUUUCUACUGUGACUCUUGCAAAGUCAAACUCCAGGAGCAGCUGGGGCCUCGAAAAGGUGGGAGGCCUGGCUCCUCUCGAGACAAUAUGGUAGACUUAAUGUCCCUCCCACCGCCAGGAAGUGAGGAAGAGGAGGAAGAGGAAGAUGAGACAACUUCUCUGUUGCCAGCCAUUGCGGCCCCACCUCCUGGUUUCCGAGACAACAGCUCUGAUGAGGAUGAUCCCAAGCGCAGGGCUGUUCAAAGUCAGGAGCAAGGACGUCACCUGCGUGGGCUCCUGUAUGAUGAGAUUCCAGUGACACUGAUUGACAGCGUACAGACCCGAACAGUACGAGAUCAUGCCCAGGAGCUGGAUGAUGCACUGGUGUCUACUCUGCAGGCUCUGGAAGCCCUGGCUGCUUCAGAGGAUGGACCCCACCCCCCACCCCCACAGACUGCAGGUCUGAUUGUGCUGGCCACAAUCACUCCUGAAUCAUCGCUAGACUCGGGCCAUGAAACCAACUCUUCAGAGCUCACAGAUAUGUCGGAGAUGAUGUCGGCCAUGAAGCAGCACCAGAACACCACCUACUUCCUGGCCCAGCACCUCAACAAGGACGGCCUCCUUGCCCGAAAGGACCUGCCCUUCAGGAUCCAGAGCUGUGCAGCUCAGGCUGUUCUCACCGCCCCUUAUGCCCUUGGGCCCCCAGAUCCCAACCCAUCCCUUCAGCCAGCUGUCACUGGCCAGAGUCCUGGCCCCCCUGGCGCUCGGAGAAAGCUGCCUCAGUCAGAAGCCCAGGUGCAGGGAGAGAGAACAUACUCCCUGGCAGUGCACCCAGCAUUGUCCCCACAGCUUAGUGAGCAGAAGAAUCUGAGCCUGCUUCCCCCAGUUCCUGAGGACAAAGGCCCAGGUCACACUAGGGCAGGCCUAGAGAUGUCACUGAGGGCAGCCACACCAUCCCUCAGUGAAGAGCAGGUCUCAGAGCUAAGGGAAAACUUGCCCAAGGAAGUCAGGUUGAGCCCUAAGCUUAUCCUGGACCCAAAAGGCAAUGUGACCCCAGCUAUAAUCUCGGCUGCCCUACAGCAGGUAGUACACAGUAAGAGUCUAGCUACUCCUGGCACAGCCUUGGCAACACCCUCCAACAGGGGUGAGAGACGGCUGGAGGCUGGCAUGGGGAGGCCUGAGGUCACUAUGGGCAGGCCAGAAGUUAGCCUGAUGAGCAGCAGCGCCAGCAAGAAUCUGAAGUUUAAAAUGAGCCCUGGUGCUCCGGAGACCACACGGAAUUCUCAGCCGCAGCUGGGCCCCGAGGUCUCUGUCAGCCCCAGAGCAUCCACAAGCCGCCGGGCUGACAACCUCCACCUUUCUCCACAAGAGGACAGGUUUCCUGUUCAGAGCUUCCCUCCUAAGAGCUAUCUAUCCAGAGCGAGUCGAGACUCGGUGGGCAAGCAAGCUACUGGGGAGAUGGCAGGCAAGGGUGGGCCAGAGGGUGCUAAGCCUCCCCCUACCAAGCAGAGCACAGUCUCUGGCCAGGGGGAGAAAGGGCAGCUGGAGAGCACAUCCAAAAGCAGCAAGCUUGAGGAGACCAGCCUGGUCCCCCGAGCCGGCUAUCCCAUGGCUCUGCAGAGCCCAAGCUGCCAGGCUCGAAGCCACAGCCCUAGCUGCCAGGCUCGAAGCCACAGUCCCAGCAGCCAAUCCCGUGGCCCGAGCCCCAGCUGCCAACCUAGAGGCCAGAGCCCACUGAGGCCUCUGGCCACCAGCCGGCAGGUCAGCACCAUGCCCUCUAGGAAGCUUGAAACAACCUUGGAUGGAGCCCACUCGGCCUCUGAAGGCCCCACAAAGCCCAAGUCAUCCCGAGGUCCUUUCCGACUGCGCAACUUAUUCUCUGCCACCUUCCCUACACGCCAGAAGAAAGAGACAGAUGAGCGACAGGCCCAGCUGCAGAAGGUAAAGCAGUAUGAAUUGGAGUUCCUUGAGGAACUUCUAAAGCCACCAAGCCAAGGGGAGCUCCCAGGCACAGAGUACCUGCAACCUCCAGCACCUGGUCGCUGUAGCUGCCAGCUACGCAGUAGCCCUGUGCAGCAAGGACCCGGCAUGUCUCGUGAACAGAGACGCAGCUGUGACUGCAAGCGCAUCUGCCGAGGGGGACGGCCUCAAGCUGCCCAGACCCCAGUGCCUGGCCUCCGGGAGAGGGAGAGGGUCCCCCCUACCCAGAGGCAGCCAGAGGCUGGCCCAGGUUUGAGCCUUGGUAGUCCCAUUAAUAUCCAGCGCAUCCGUUCCACCAGCCUGGAGUCCCGUGAGUGCCGGUCAGACCCUGAGAGUGGCGUUUCUUGCCUGGCCACAUGUGCCUCAGGGGGUGAGUGUUUGGGAGAUCCCAACUACAGGAAACUGAUGCGCCGCUACAGUAUCAGCGAGCUGGACCAGGGUGACAGUGCCUCACUGACCUCAGAUGUCUACCCACACCCACCCUUGGGAAUGCUGCCUAGAGAGGUCAAGGAGAUAGAUACAGGCCUCCCACUAGUCUUGGGUCCAAAAGGCAGGUGUGCAGAGUCACCAACUCUAGGAGACCCCUCCUACGUCCAAGUGGCCCCUGAGAGCAAGGGCCCCAGGCAGAUGGCUGUGUUUUCACUGCCAGAGGAGGUGUACCGGAGGCCAGCUGAUCUAGAUGAGGACAGUGAGAGUAGCAAGUGCUGUUCCAUCCGCUACUGCUUCUAUUACCGCAAGUGUGACAUGGCCGAUGACGCCAGUGAUGGCAAGGAUGAGCUCUCCUAUUCCAUCCCCAUGAAGAUUCUGCCUGGCAUGAAGUUGGAUGAGCAGGUGGUGCCUGUGGUGAGCAGAACCCUGCAAGUACUGGAUGCGGCCACCUGCAGCAGCAGCCCGGAGGUCUCCCACACCCAGGAGAUCGACCUUCGGGUUUCCACCUUUGAGGGGAGCCUGGCUAAAAUCAACGCGCUACGGGCCCACGCUUAUGGCCUCCCUGAUGGCUUCCUGGCUGCCCGUCUGGACACCAAUGAGCUGCUGACCGUCUUGCGGCAGUGUGUGGCCAGCCCCGAGGCCCGUGCCCCCAAGCCCUAUGUCUCUCAGAUUUCUGAGUACAAGCUUGAGCUAGCUCUCAAGUUCAAGGAGCUCCGGGCCUCCUGCCGCCGAGUAGCCAACGUGGACAAGAGCCCGACUCACAUGCUGGCAGCCAUCACAGGCAGCUUCCAGGUGCUGAGCAGCCUCAUUGAGACCUUUGUGCGGCUGGUGUUCAUCGUGCGUUCCGAGGCCCAGCGCCAGGAGCUGCUGGCCAAAGUAGAAGAGGUAGUGAGGAAUUACACCUUCCUGCUGCGUGCCGCUGAGGAGUCCACAGCCCGGAACCUUAACCAGCAGCAGCAACAGCAGCAGCAGCAGCAGCAGCAACAGCAACAGCAACAACAGCAGCAGCAGCAGCAGCCUCAACCGCUGCCACCGCUGCAGCUGCCAGCAGCCACAGGGCACCCACCAGGCUCCCCAUCAUCGACUGUUAUGAGCACAUUCACACACUCCUUAAAAACCUUUAUUAAGUAGGGCACUUGCCCAGGCUUGUCCCCUCCCCAUCCGUGGCCCCAAGUUUGAGCUUUGUGGUCUUUGCAUCUCGUGGUGAGUGUGUGUGUCUGCUGGGCCAGUCAGGGUCCAAUAGCCUAACGGUCUCCAAGGAGUAAAAGCUCCCUAGACUAAGGCUCUCUAUUAAGGGCUGCAGGCUUAGCUGCCGCCCUGGGUGUCGUCACCCCUUACUGGCCUCUGGGCGUCACUGUGAGGGCAAAGGCCCCUCGCCAUUACGCCCACCACAGAGCUGUAUUUUCUCUCUUCUCUGGGGCUGAUAGGUGACAUCAGGUUCACCUUCCGCUCUGAGCUGGGCACGGGAGGAGCCAGGACCUCGAGCUCCUCCUAGCAUCUGCUGCCCCACGGAGGGCAGUGGCAACAACAGUAGGCCACAGCGCCAAGCCAAGGAGAGAGGGCGCUCGUUCCAUAUGCGCCCACCCACCAUGGGUUCCCUUGUACCUGGCAGGAGCCACCUCAAGGGCCAGU
Messenger RNA from Peromyscus eremicus (cactus mouse), 5844 nucleotides. RefSeq names its product FERM and PDZ domain containing 3 (gene Frmpd3). Gene Ontology annotation, molecular function: protein binding. The transcript has 14 exons. NCBI's taxonomy places the organism in Eukaryota, Metazoa, Chordata, Mammalia, Rodentia, Cricetidae. The coding region runs from base 1 to 5343 and encodes 1780 amino acids. Gene Ontology annotation, cellular component: cytoskeleton. The record is from RefSeq and is a predicted model, not a curated record.